AUCACCACGAACUUCCCCAAAACUCCAACUGACAAACUGGCUUCUUUCCUGCUAAGAAACCUUUUUAAAAAGAUUUAAAGCACAAUGUUAAGUCUGUCAGGAAACGACUGACGAUGAACCUAAUUCAGUGUGUUUGUACUUUGUUUCCUGGUAGUCAGAAAACAACAAAUUAACGUGUUUGUUGUGAAAAAAGUGGGCGGGAGGUAAAGUACGGUAGCUCCUCAGCUCGACUUCGUAUCCAGUCUCCCACCUGCUAUGACUUCUUCAGAAACCUGACUUGGAUAUUAUGUCGGGGGUUUGUUGCAGGAGCACGGCGCCGUUCUCCGUGUUUAAACGCACUUUGUCGGUGCGUAACUCGGCCUCGGCCCCGCGCUCAGCUCCUCCCGUGGCCUGCGGGAGAAGAGGCGCUCAGGAGGGCUGCACGCUGCUCGUCCGCCCGCUGCACCUCCACACCGGCGGCCCUCAGCGACAUCCAACGCAUUUGUUUUGCUCUUCUGUCCAGGAGUCCAUGAGCGAGAGCUUGCGGGUGUGUUACGUUUACUUGAACCAGACAAGCAGGAGCUUCGCGGCUGUGAUUCAGGCCCUGGACGGAGAACUGCGCCAUGCAGUGUGUAUAUUCUAUCUAGUUCUUCGAGCCCUGGACACAGUUGAGGAUGAUAUGAGCAUUCCUCUGGAGAAAAAAGUCCCACUCCUGCAUCAUUUCCACACUUUCCUCUACCAACCAGAUUGGUGUUUCACAGAGAGCAAGGAGAAAGACAGACAAGUUCUAGAAGAUUUUCCCUCGAUUUCAGUGGAGUUCAGGAACCUGGCACAGGAAUAUCAGGAUGUGAUUUCAGACAUUUGCCACCGAAUGGGGGUUGGCAUGGCUGAAUUCCUUGAGAAGAAAAUUGGCUCAAUGCAGGAGUGGGAUAAGUACUGUCACUAUGUGGCUGGUCUGGUAGGUGUGGGUUUGUCUCGGCUCUUCUCUGCAUCCCAACUGGAGGACCCUGAGGUGGGGCGGGAUACUGAGCUGGCCAACUCUAUGGGCCUCUUUUUACAAAAGACUAACAUUAUCAGAGACUACCUGGAGGACCAGCAGGAAGGACGAUCCUUCUGGCCUGAGGAGGCAUGGAGUCAGUUUGCCUGUCAUUUGGAAGACUUUUCUCAGCCACAGCACCUGAGCUCAGCUCUGGCCUGCCUUAACCUGUUGGUGACAGAUGCUCUACGCCAUGUUCCUGAUGUCAUUGCUUAUCUUUCCCGUCUCCGCAACCAGAGUGUCUUCAACUUUUGUGCCAUCCCUCAGGUGAUGGCAAUAGCGACUCUCUCUGCUUGCUACAACAACCCACUGGUGUUUCAGGGGGUGGUGAAGAUCAGGAAGGGGCAGGCUGUCACUCUGAUGAUGGAGGCCACCAAUAUGCAAGCUGUACAGAGUAUGAUUGCACAGUACAGCCAAGAGAUCCUGCAGAAAGUGUCCCUGUCUGAUCCGUCGCGGGCCAGCACUCUAUGUCUACUCAGCAUGAUUCAGGAAAAGACACUUUCCAAGGCAGUGCUGCCCUCCCGUGCCCAUCACUUCUCACAUAUUUAUCUUUCUGCUGUUACAAUUUUGGCUUUUUUCAGCUGGCAGUACCUAAACGCCAGUCAGUCCCCAAACAGUGCUGACAUGCAGGGCCGCUGAGUCUGUCCUGUAUCCCAAACGUCCUCCAGGCCACGCCAAACCAUGCCAACAAACACAUCAAAGACUGUUAGCAAUGUAUAAAACAUUUUCAUGUGCUUAUCACAGUGAUUAUUUUUUCCUUUUUCUGCAUAAUAGCAUUUGUAUAGGCAACUCA
Messenger RNA from Neoarius graeffei (lesser salmon catfish), 1808 nucleotides. It is a transcript of the gene fdft1, whose product is annotated as farnesyl-diphosphate farnesyltransferase 1. The coding region runs from base 287 to 1654 and encodes 455 amino acids. The transcript has 7 exons. Gene Ontology annotation, molecular function: squalene synthase [NAD(P)H] activity. Gene Ontology annotation, biological process: cholesterol biosynthetic process; farnesyl diphosphate metabolic process. NCBI's taxonomy places the organism in Eukaryota, Metazoa, Chordata, Actinopteri, Siluriformes, Ariidae. Gene Ontology annotation, cellular component: endoplasmic reticulum membrane. The record is from RefSeq and is a predicted model, not a curated record.